Blastomyces dermatitidis ER-3 is the source of this 3417-nucleotide messenger RNA. Its product is annotated as MFS transporter, SIT family, siderophore-iron:H+ symporter. The transcript has 11 exons. The coding region runs from base 1037 to 2836 and encodes 599 amino acids. The record is from RefSeq and is a predicted model, not a curated record. Gene Ontology annotation, molecular function: siderophore-iron transmembrane transporter activity. NCBI's taxonomy places the organism in Eukaryota, Fungi, Ascomycota, Eurotiomycetes, Onygenales, Ajellomycetaceae. Gene Ontology annotation, cellular component: endosome; vacuolar membrane. Gene Ontology annotation, biological process: transmembrane transport; intracellular iron ion homeostasis.
AUUUAUUUUAACCUCUUUGGGUUUCAACUUGCGGUCACAUGUAGGCUAUAGAUGGCGAUUUGGCAGUUCAGACCUCGGUAGUCAUGUAUACAUGAUGUACUGUACAUGUACAUGUACAUGUAGGAUUCUGGGUGGCUCAAAGGCCUCGAUCCCACAAUACCACCGCUCUUCCCUGCAGUCACAUCACAUCAGUAAACGUGUUUAUUCUGACCGAGGAACUUGGAUUGACGGAGGGGUAUUCUAUGACUAUGCAUAAUAAUCCCGCAAGCGAGCCGAUCGUUGGACUGGAUUGAGUUCGCGGUCUGGGAAGUUUCUGAAGCUACGCCGCUAUGCUACGGAGAGUUCAGGAGCUAAGCAGCACUAAACGCAUGGAACCCUGCUACUGUCAAGUACUGCGGGGGCUUGCCACCAGUUUGCCAGGGCUAGAAAACUGAUCUCGGCCUCUGGUUGGCUGCGGCAUUAUCAAUCUCCCAUCAGAUACGCCGAAAAGGCCUAGCCGCAUCUGAUAAAAAUUUCUCCCCCCUCCCAAGCUCCCUGCUGUAGAAGGAAGAUGCGCGACAAAACCCAGCUGUGCUUAAGGUUGAACUCAAGGCAGGGAAAAAAAGAAAAGAAGAAAGCCUGUUGGAUCGCUUCCCAAACACAGGACAAUGUUAGGGUUUUACCGGCUUUAUCUAGUGCUGUCAGGUCCUGGUUUCCUUUUGAUGCGUCGAGGGAUCUUUAAAAUGCAGCCCCAUGCCCGCAUCCGAGCCCGGAAUUGGCCCUUUGUUUCUUUUCCUCUUCAUAAACCGAAGGAUUGCUUGCUUACGUCGAUCAACUCGCCUAUAUCUACUUCAGUAAAUACUUGGAUCUUGUCUAUUCAAUUACCACCUUGAUCGUCUCUACUCAAUAACUACCUGGAUCGCAUCUGCGCAAUAACCACCCAGACCUAACCAUUCGAUAACUACUCGAAUCCUAUCUAUCCAACAGUUGCUUUUAACUGUUAUCUGUCUCAUUAAUUACUUGGACUUUUCACUCCGCGACUCUCCGUUGAUUCACCAUGGGAGCUGCUGAGGACAGCAAGGAGGCCAUGCCUCCGCAGCCGGUGGAGGUCGAUAUGAAAGAGAAGCACCCUGCAGCUGACCCCGGAAACGCAGGCCAGGAUGACCAGUCGCCGGUUCUCCUGGGAGAGAAAAGUCCUGGUGUUGCGCGGAUCGAGGUUAUUUCUCGUUACUUCACGCUUCCAGAUCGUAUCAUGUUCUUUUUUGGUAUAUUCCUUCUCGCCUAUGCUUAUGGCUUGGACGGGACGAUUCGUUACACCUAUCAGCCUUAUGCCGUUGCUUCAUAUGCCGAACAUAGCUUGUUAGCAACAGUUAAUGUUCUACGAGGCGUCAUUGGUGCUGCUGCCCAGCCAACCAUCGCAAAAAUUGCUGAUGUGUUUGGUCGCGCGGAGGUUAUCUCUGUUACUAUUGUAUUCUAUAUCAUUGGUACCAUUGUUGAAGCUUGCGCGACUAAUGUGCAAUCAUUCUGCGCCGGUGCUGUCCUAUAUCAAAUUGGAUACACUGGCAUCAUGUUGCUUGUAGAGGUUCUGAUUGCCGACACAACAUCUCUUCGAUCCCGUCUAUUUUUCUCUUACAUUCCCGCAUUACCAUUCCUUAUCAAUACGUGGGUGAGCGGAGAUGUCACGAAUGCUGUUUUGGCCACUACAACUUGGCAAUGGGGUAUUGGAAUGUGGGCAAUCAUUUACCCAGUUUGCUGCCUGCCCUUGAUCAUAUCUCUAUUCAUCGUCCAUAGAAGAGCAAAGAGAGAUGGCGCUCUUGAGAAGUACAAAAGCUCGUAUGAGCUUAUGGGUGCUCGCCAGCUUUCAAAAGCUCUCUUCUGGCAGUUGGAUGUAAUCGGCAUCAUCCUUUUGAUUGCCAUUUUGGCGCUUAUCCUUGUCCCUUUUACUCUUGCCGGUGGAGUAGAGACCCAAUGGGCAAAGGCCAAGGUGAUCGCACCACUUGUCGUUGGGUUUUGUUGCAUUCCUGCCUUCAUUCUCUGGGAAAAGAAUUGCAAACAUCCCAUGCUUCCAUUUAAACUUCUGAAAGACCGCGCGGUCUGGGCUGCUCUUGGACUUGCAAUGAUGCUUAACACCGCAUGGUAUCUUCAGGGAGACUUCCUGUUUACGGUGUUAAUUGUUGCCUUUGACGAGUCAAUCAAAAGUGCCACCCGUAUCACGUCCCUGUACAGCUUUGCAUCUGUCAUCACAGGUUGUAUCGCCGGCCUACUUGUCAUGAAGAUUCGCCGGCUUAAGGCCCUUAUCAUCUCCGGAACACUUCUUUUCAUCGUGGCAUUCGGUCUCCUCAUUUACUUCCGUGGAGGAACGAGCGGAGCUAAUCAGUCCGGGAUUAUUGGUGCUCAGGUCUUGCUCGGUAUUGCUGGGGGUUUAUUUCCCUAUUCCGCCCAAGCAAGUAUCCAAGCUGCAACGAAACAUGAACACGUGGCCGUUAUCACCGGCUUGUACCUCGCAAGCUACAACAUCGGCAGCGCAGUCGGCAACGCUAUCUCUGGCGCAAUCUGGAACCAAGUGCUUCCGGGCACUAUCAAGGACCGAGUCGGUGACAUUAUUGACGCGGGCACGAUAUACGGCAACCCGUUUGGAUUUGCUUCGGAAUAUCCCGUUGGCACGCCAGUCCGCGAUGGCGUUAUUGAUGCCUAUCGUCAUGUCCAAAGGCUGCUGUGCAUUACUGGUAUUUGCCUCAGUGUGCUGUUGGUCGUCUUUGCCGUAUUGCUCCGUGACCCCGUUCUGGGAAAGACUCAGAGUCUUGAGGAUGCGGAGAAGCUAUCGAUCUCGUCGGCUGAGGAAGAGAGUUCGAGAUGAUUGUGUGAGGGUUUAUUUGUUUUAUUCUUUUGGUUUUCUUUUUUCUAUUUUCUUUUUCUCUUUUUUCAAGAUCCCCGGUUAAAAGCCUUACUCCCUUCAUAUUGUUUGUUUUUGUUUGUUUUCAACGAUGCCCCUUUUGAUGUUUAUUUAUAGAUACUGUCCAUGGAAGAGGAUGUAUAUUGAUUUAUUGAGUUCAAACGGCUUCGGAUGGUUUUGGGUACAGGUUUUGGGUGGUUUCCAGUGCUUUUCCAAAUGGUUUCCUGUUUAUAUACGAUUCCCGAGUUCUAGAUGAUUCCCUAUGUUUUCUGAUAUGAUAUAACUCUAAUAUUAAUGUCUUAUUUUUUUUAUUUUUUUUUAUAAUGAUAUCCAGUCCUCACAAAGCAAAUAUUUUGCAGGCCCCUAUGAAACUCGGAUUUCAGUCAUAAGCGGCGAGUUAUAUUCUUAUCAUUAUAUCCUUACUAGCAUUCAGCACCUAGUCAAGGUGAAUGAGUGGCAUAUAAAAUAUAGAGAGUAGUUCGUUCCGUGACAUGAAACUUCCAUACUAUAUAGUAGUAACUAGCCAUGGCCAAUUUGAGUGUCAG